UUGCAGACUCACCGUGCAUAUACUGUGAUAUACAUUGACAGCACAUGCGCAGGCUAGCUACACAGAACCACCGACAAGCCAGCCCUGUAUGUUGAUUGUCAGGAGAAGCGGGCACACCUCUCUGACAUCUCAGCACAGAAUAUAAAGCAUUUUUUAUGGAUAUAAAGCAACGAAAGCAAAGAUGGAGCUAGAAGCUCUUCGGUCCAUCUAUGAAGGAGAUGAAGGCUUUAAAGAGCUCGGACCUACAGAAUUCCAGUAUCGGGUUGCUGAUGCUGGAGACCCUAAAGCCUUUCUUGUUGAAAUAUCAUGGCCAGAGACCUAUCCUGAAACCGCCCCUAACAUAUCUAUGAAUGCCUUUUUUAAUAAUCAUAUCUCUCAAGCUGUGAAACAGGGCAUCAUAAAGAAGUUACAAGAGCAGGUGGAAGCAAACCUUGGUACAUCGAUGACGUACACCUUAUUUGAAUAUGCCAAAGACAAUAAGGAAGAAUUAAUGGAGACCCAUCAACCUUUCACAAACAGCAUAACAUUAGGAAGUGACAACACAGUAGAAACAAGCAUAAUUCAGUCUAAUAAGAAAAAAGACAAGAAGGAGCAGUUGACGAAAGCACAAAAGAGAAAACUAGCAGAUAAAACAGACCACAGGGGGGAGCUACCACGUGGAUGGAACUGGGUUGAUGUCAUUAAGCUGUCUAAAACUGGCGGCUCCGCUGAGGAUGACUAGGAAUCACGAAGAGUCUUUUUAAUAACUAACCGGACUGCAGUUCAUCAUCUAGAUGUUUUUUUUUCUUAUUUUACUUUGGUAAUUUAUUAAAAAGCCACAUUUUAUAAGAGGAGCCCAUUUUGUAGGCUUCCUGUUUAAUAAAGAUGUGCUGUGUUCUUGUAAUUUGACUUGUAUUCUUUUCAGGCGUGUGUAUGUUAGUGAACAGACGUAUAGUAGUUUGUGAAAAAGAUUAAGGAUAAAAAAGUGAUUCUAAAAGGGUUGUGUACGGAAGACACAUGAAUUUCAAAACGUUGUUAAAUAAAGCCCCUUGUAUCUCAAUCUCCUCUCCCCAAAAUCCCAUUCUUUCUGUUUUCUUGUCUUAAAAGGGUUUUCCCAUCUUGCACACUUAUCCCUUAUUCAGCCCCAGGGGUUGAAUUCCCACGAUCAAAUAGUUAUCCCCUAUCUUGAGAACAGGGACUCAAGUCUUUCAUUACAAUAGAGUAGCGGGUCAGGCAUGCACACUGCUCUUCCCUUCAUUCUCUGUGGCUGUAGAGACAUCCAAACCAUGUACUUGACUAUCUCCGGCAGCUCCCAGAGUGGUAAUGGAGCGGUGCUAAGCUUGUGCAACCGGCCACUCCAUUCUAACAGAAGACUUGGGUCCCCAUUCUGUGGAUAAAGGAUAACUUUGUAAGAUGGGAAAACCCAUUUCAAUAUCACUUUAGAUGAAGGACAAUCAUUAUAAAGGUUUAUACAACACCGGUACAACCCCCUUUUCUGUAAAGUAUGAUACAUUAGAAGGUCCAUGAUAGGAACAGUAUUUACAUUAAAAUUUCAGUUUUGGUAAAGAAAGUAGUGUGUCUUGUAACGAACAUAUCUAAAAAUAAUGCUUGCAUGAAUGAAUGACUCUAAAGAUAAAUAUAUGAGAAAGGAGACUAUGUGAAAUGCUGAAGAUGGGAGCCAAGGAAAUAGUAUCUCAAAUUAGAAACAGAAACACCCUAAAGUAGGUGGGACAAUGACUUUUAUAACUUUCAGUGUGUGUUUGCAUCCUGUAAAAAAAAAUCAUUAAGAUUAAAGAUAUUAAUUAUGUUAGCAUUAAUCUGCAAAGUUUUUCAUCAUACAGAAGCUGGGGAUAGAAUAUCCCUUUUA
Hyla sarda is the source of this 1846-nucleotide messenger RNA. RefSeq names its product RWD domain containing 4 (gene RWDD4). The transcript is spliced from 7 exons. Gene Ontology annotation, molecular function: protein binding. Bases 182 to 721 code for a protein of 179 amino acids. The record is from RefSeq and is a predicted model, not a curated record. Lineage: Eukaryota; Metazoa; Chordata; Amphibia; Anura; Hylidae.